GAUUUUUUAUUCUUUCAUUUCCUUUACUUCAAAAGACCCUCAUUUCCUUUACUUCAAAAGACCCUUCUUAAUUUAUAUGCACAUCAAUUCUUACAUGCAUGCCUAUACAAGGGCUUUUUGAACAUCACCAUUUGCCAUCAUCAUAGAUCGUAAAAAAGAGUUUUUUUUUUGGCCUAAACUCUUUUCAAGAAUUGUCCUUUUGGCUUGAGAGAAUUGAACCUUCUUUUCAACCUUGUAAUUAGAUGGAGCACUUGUUGGAGAAGGCAAAAAUCAUUCGUCUCAAAACUCACAAUGGCAAAUACCUAAUAGCAAGCAAAGAUGAGAAAUCUGUACGCCAAAGUCGUGAUGGCUCAUCAGUAAAUGCACUUUGGUCUGUGGAAUUUGUUGAUAACCAACAUUACCUGCGCCUUAAAAGUUGUUAUGGCAAGUACUUGACUGCUUCAAAUGUUCCAUUUCUUCCUAAGGUCAGUAGAUCAAGAAAGGUCAUUCAAACUCUGCCCAAAAAGUUGAGUUCCGCAACAGAAUGGGAGGUUGAACAAGAUGGAUCGUUAUAUCAAAUUCGCCUAAAGACGCGAUAUGGCCAUUUCCUGAGACCCUUUGGAGGAAUACCCCCAUGGAGAAAUCUUGUCACCCAUGAUGUUCCCCAUAGGAAGAAAUCUACUUUGUGGGAAAUUGAUAUUAUGGAGACUCAUUUGGUUCAUAGGAGGGUUCAAUCUGCUCCAAAUUUCCCCCAACUUCCUAAAGCAUUCUCUUGUGCUUUUACUGAGCACGUAUAAACAAAUGAGUUGAUAUAUCAUCCUAAUUUAUGGGAGCUUUUCAUUUCAUUAACCCGAGAAUCAAUGAUUUUCUGAUACCAAAAUGUCCGCCUAUAGUUCUUUUGUGUAUAUCCUACGUUUUGAUUCUUGUCUUGUCCAUGUUAUGAUUUAUAAAAAGGAAACAAAAUAAAAAGAAGAUGCAUGCAUAUGUCUCCUCCUUUU
Molecule: messenger RNA, 977 nt
Organism: Nicotiana tabacum (common tobacco)
Lineage: Eukaryota; Viridiplantae; Streptophyta; Magnoliopsida; Solanales; Solanaceae
Source: RefSeq, a predicted model, not a curated record